Messenger RNA from Lindgomyces ingoldianus, 1548 nucleotides. RefSeq lists its product as uncharacterized. Bases 1 to 1548 code for a protein of 515 amino acids. Gene Ontology annotation, molecular function: protein binding. The transcript has a single exon. The record is from RefSeq and is a predicted model, not a curated record. Lineage: Eukaryota; Fungi; Ascomycota; Dothideomycetes; Pleosporales; Lindgomycetaceae.
AUGACCUCCAUCCUCAAUGUACCAACUGAGCUUUUGCUCGAAGCUGCGCAUUGCCUGCCGCCUCGAGACCUUUGCCACCUCUCACUGGUAUCCAGACACAUCCAAGGCAUCGCACAGGCUGCACUGUAUCGCUCGCUGAUAAUCCCAGAGCCGCGGUAUACGUCCAGCAAAAGCCAGGUACCGUAUCUAGCUCGGACUCUCAUUGCCAGACCUGACUUGGCCAUCAAAGUCAAGAAUCUGAGCGUUGUGGCCAUGGAACGCCGAGUGCGCUUUCGUCGUCCCAAGGCCUUUCUCUCAGACGUGGAGAAGAUCUUACGAGGGCUGCGCGUGUGGACACAAGAUACCCUUACGCGGACGAUACCACUGGAUGGUGGACACUCCGUAGCUGUGGAGCCCUGGCUGGCCCAUAUCAAGGAACGGUGGGAGCCAGCGCUCUGUGGCCUUCUCCUUGCCCUCACCUCUAAUCUGGAAACUUUGAGCAUUGAAAUCAUAAAUUGGGACUUCACAUACAGAACACCUUUUCCAUAUAACGAUAGCGGAGCGGACCCGCACGUUGAAAGUGCCAUCGAGCAACUCUUCUGCCAGCCAGACAAGCCCCUCUGGAGGACGGACCUCACAUCUAUCCCCGGCCUGCGUAACUUGCGAGAACUUGCAUUCGCCGGUCGCAGUCUGGAGACAGCGUGGGCGAGCUUGCCAAAAUUAAAACAUUUGGAUCUAAGCAGACAUGUGGAUUAUUAUGCGCCGACCAAAGCAAUAGACUCACCACUUACGUCAUUGGAGAUCCAGUGUCGGACCACAAUCUUCAUCCCAUUGUCGAAGAGCCACCUGCACUUUGAUCAGAUGUUGUUGGGGUUCCAGCGACUGAGACAUGUGUUCUUGUUCUUCGAUAACUUUCUAAACGACGUAACCCAUACAAACUACAGACUCCUCCCCCACAACAAUCACGGAACGUGGGCGACUCUGAUAGAGCGACUAAAACCAAUAUCAAACCAUUUAGAAACCCUGGUCCUGGAUCUAGAGGACGAUGCCGAUGUGUCUUGGAUGAAUUACGUCGAUGGAGGGGUCCGUCUUGAGGAGUUCACUACGCUGAAUACGCUUACUAUCCCAGCCGAAGUAUUAUUUUCAAAACAGGAAGUAGAAGGAGGUGAGGAAGAGCCAGAGCUGGGCCAGGUCCCCGCGAUAUCGCAACCGGGAUUCCCGGGGAUGUAUGUUAAAAACCCACCGACAAUUCACCUUCUACGUUCACUGCCGCCAAAUAUUGAUAUAUUGACGAUUCUGGCGCCGAAGACGGAUAUUUGGGAGUGGAUGGAUCGGCUGGUUGAUAAUUGUGCUGCAUGGCCGAUGUUGAAGACUGUUGAUCUGUAUUGUCGGAAUGAUCGUGGUGAUGCGUAUACAGCUAUCCUUGAUGCGGAAAAGACUCAAAAAGGUGAUGUGAGGAGUAAGUUUGAGAGAGCUGGAAUUGCGCUGCGUAUCUCGUCUCGAGCGGGGGUGUUUGAGAAGUCCGGGGAUAGUGAUGACGAGACCGGAGACGAAUAUGAAGAAUGGUAG